GUUCACUCCGUGACUCUGUCGAAGUCUCGUAGUGUUAACUUUAGACGGCUCAACUCAACGAAUUAUUUGUUAUAAAAAUUGUGCAAAACUUUGUUAGUAGUUUCUAGUUUACUAUUUGCAAUUAACUUUAAAAGAACAGUGUUGUUUAUAACGAUAUAAUUAGUGUUAAAAGUUCAUGAGUGCGUGCAUGCUGUUUUCGCCGAGACCUUGAUAACUAGUUUCUUGGACGAGCGAAGAGCCAGUUAUUAUAGGAUCAUGCCCGAGGAGGUACGUCUUUAGCUUACGUAGGGUUGCGUAUAUUAAAGACGACUGUGCGUGUACUAUUUCCUAAUUGCCCUACUAACAAGUGAGGUUUAGUGUUGAAAGUUCGUUACAGAGACAAACUGAAACUGUAAAGUGCGUUUUGGUCAGUGUUAUAAUGACGAAGUUAAAAUAAUUGUGCGCAACCGAAGGACGGCUGUGAGGUGUCCGCCAGCGAGACAUUCAUUUUAUAGUGCGAUGGACAACAUCGGAGAGCGCGGCACACCGCUCGGCGUAAGUCACAAUGGUGCAGACAAGGGCCCCGUCGACCUGAAUAUUAGCGAUAUUUUGGACGCGAUCUGCAUCGCGGACCCGGCGUUCGAUGCGCGCGAGGUAGACGGCAUGUCGCGGCCCGCGCCUGCGCCCGCCCCCGCCCCCGCCCCCGCGCCCGCGCACGCCAUGACGCCCGCUGCCGUGCCCGCAGCGGCGCCCUCUGUGCGCAUCGUCGAGCAGCCCGCCAGCAAGGCGCUCAGGUUCCGUUAUGAAUGCGAAGGGCGGUCGGCGGGUUCGAUACCCGGCGUGAACACCACCAGCGAGAGGAAGACCUACCCCACCAUCGAGAUCAGCGGCUGCACCGGCAGCGCGAUCGUCGUGGUAUCCUGCGUCACCAGGGAUCACCCGUACAGGCCGCACCCACACAACCUGGUGGGGCGCGAGCGAUGCGACAAGGGCGUGUGCACGAUGAAGGCGGAGCUGACGGGCGACAGCACGCUGGUGGCCUUCAGCAACCUGGGCAUCCAGUGCGUCAAGCGCAAGGACAUCGACUCCGCGCUGCGCACCCGCGAGGAGCUGCGCGUCGACCCCUUCAAGACCGGGUUCGGGCACCGCAGCCAGCCGCAGAGCAUCGACCUGAACGCGGUGCGGCUGUGCUUCCAAGUGUUCCUGACGGGCAAGGGCGGCAAGGUGCGGCUGGCGCUGCCGCCCGUCGUGUCCGACGUGAUCUACGACAAGAAGGCCAUGAGCGACCUGCACAUCGCGCGCAUCUCGCACUGCGCCGGGCCCCUGCGCGGCCGCAUGACCAUGAUCCUGCUCUGCGAGAAGGUGACUCGUGAAGACACGGCCGUGGUGUUCUUCGAGAAGGAGAACGAGCAAGUGAUCUGGGAGGCGGCCGCCAUCAACGUGCACGUGCACAAGCAGGUGGCCAUCGCCUUCGAGACGCCGCCCUACCGCAACCCCGACGCCACCAAGAACGUCAAGGUCUAUCUCCAGCUGAAGCGUACAACGGAUAACGCCCGCAGCAACGCUCUGGACUUCGAGUACACCGUGCCACCAGAUAUAGUAAACGCUAAGCGAAAGAAGCCCUUAUCGCCAUUUUCACAAAACAUUGGUUUCCCGAUGGAAAUUGGAGGGCAGAUCAAGUCCGAGCCGCGAGAUUCACCGAGCAACAUGCGCAGUCCGCCUCAACACGUGUAUCCGCCUUACGAACACGAGCCCGUCCAGCCUUGGCCAAUGGACAUGCCUCCUUCCCUAAACAUGCCGGGUACAAGUCAAGUCAAUCAGUACGGGAGCCAGGGCAUGACUUGGAUGGACCAGAACUAUCUGCAAGCUCAGCAUCUGCAGCCCAGCUCCCCGAUGCAGGCGAUGUCGCCGCACAUGCAGCCAUUGUCACCACACAUGCAGCCACUGUCGCCACAUAUGCAGCCACUUUCGCCGCACAUGCAGCAGCUGUCUCCCAUGGGACACUCCCCGCUGUCUCCGGCCAUGGGCCACGCCUCGCCAGCAAUGGGACACAUUUCCCCGGGGUUGAGUCACGCUCAAGGGCAAUACGUCCAGAGCAUCGACCAGCAGAAUCUUAUUCAGCAGGACAUGGAUGUGACAUCCAACAGCACACCUUCCAUCUCCAAGCUACUAGAGGUUCAAGGUCAGGGUGAAGAGAUACGCCUGAGCUCCGACCUCUCCUUUCCUAUGUGUGGCGCGGACCUCAGUGAUAGUUUGAAGGAACUUUCGACCAAAGACUUGCUGGAUAACACCGAGUGGCCUCCACACGGGGGUGGCUAGAUCCUAGGCUGGAUAUGUCCCAGCCUUUAACCAUAGUUGUUCAGUGAAUUGGUACAUUGCAAAAACACAAAGUGAAGAACUUCAGUAGUAGUUUAAGGUGACCUAAUUUGUUUUGUUACGAGUACAUGAAAUGUGUUUGACAUAAUUAUGUAAAAUGAACUUGAGAUUUGGAGAAGAAAUUGACUUUAAUUAUUUUAAGUAUGAUGUAUGGAUGAAUGGUCAAAAGCGGUUUUGUGUUGUUUAAAUUAUUUGAAUAUAAAUAAAUAAAAAUAAUCUUUUGUAAAUGCGACGUUCGACAAAUUAAGAUAACUUAAAAAGAAGCAAUUAUAUGCCGUUCCUAAGUUGUUGAACCAGUAUAUUGUUAAAAACUUUUUCCAUACAUUGGGGAGGGAGAAUAAAAAGGUUUUUAAAUAUAGAAACCAGGCAUACAUUUUUACUCUCAAUAUGGUAGUUGACACUCACAUAGGUGAACGAGAGAAAGCAAUUUCUACGUACUAAACAUUAAUAAUCGCAAACAUAAAUGUUAAAAAAUAUAAUAAACAAAAAGGUAACAAUUUAUUAAACUUAAAAAAAAAAGAAGAACUACGUGCUGAGACGAAUGUGUAUUGAAACAUUGAAACCACGUGUGCGGAUGCUGUUAAACUGUGUAAAUUAUUUUAUUCUAUUUAGUUUUUGUACUCGAGUUUAACUUCUUUAAUUUUAAUUAUUUGACUCGUUUGAGGGUAUUCAACAAUAUCAGAACUACUAUUUUUCAACCUUGGAACCCUGGAAUGUUAUCGGAUUUAAUUUAAAAAAAAAAUCGUUUCACAAAUGGCGAAGAUAUCACGUAAAAUGUAUGUAUCAUUUCUUUCAUUUCACUUUUGAAGCUAGAAAUGCUUCAUGUUUUAUUUGCUUUCACUGGAUAUCAUUAUCGUCAAAUAAAUCUUUAUGUUAAGUUAUCAAAGUGUAAUCAACCGAAUUCAAAUAUGUUGCUACAUCAUAACCGUGUCAACUAUCUAUUCUGCCGUGAAAAUGGACUGAAAUAUUAAACAAUAUUAAAAAGAAAAAUUUUACGUUUGACCAUUUAUUAUGUUCUCAUUUUUCUACUAUAAUUGUGCUCAUUAUAUAUUACGUUGACGACAGCUUUGCGUAACUUGAACACCAUAGCUAGAAUUAAGUCCUAGUUAGAAAGCAUUUGCCGAUAUUACAUUAUAUUCCGAGCUAUUAAAGUUCAAAAUCGAGUGGACGUCGUUACGCAGAAAAGGGUCUAACCCACAAAAAUCUACUUUUGUGACAUUGAAUAUCAAAAAUUGCUGCAAUUAUUGGGGCAAUACAACAUUGUUUUGUUUCUUAUUUGAAUCUAGUUGCUUUUAACCCGACCAUAUGUUGGAUCUUUUUUGCGUAAAUACAUGUAAAUCUGAUAUCCAAUAAUAGUGUAGAAAGCUACAUUUUCAUCAUUUUCAAAGAGCUGAUCGAAACAAACGCCUGUCAUAUUUUCAAAUUUGUUUUCCCAUAUUCUGUGUUUUAAUAUAAUAUUUUUCUAAUAUUUUAAAAAUGUAAAUAUUAGUUUGUUCAAAAUCUUAGAUCUCCGAAACUUCUUCACCGAUUGCUUUUUUUUUAAUUUUGACACAACGUUGCUUUCGAAUUCGCGCGUGAUUUCAUAUAGUUCUUGAAAAAGUUUUUGAGCUACAGCGACGCGUGACCGUUAAAAAGACUUGAUGUUAUAAUUUGCACAUAAUAUAUUUGUUUAGCCGAGACGAAAGUUCAAAGCUAUGCUAGGAUCCAGUAGAUGGCGCUAUGGUCAAGGUUAUAAAAAAAUCCUUAUUACCUAAAUGAUUCGUAAUAUAUAAUGUUAUUUAUAGUGCCAAGAAAAACACAUAAAAACCCAUGUGUUCCAUGGUCUGGAUAUGAAUAAAUUUUAUAUUAACACAAUCUCAAAGUGCACGUUCAUAAGCGAGCUAUAGAAAAAAGCUAUCUGAUCAAACUAAAUUAUUUUAAAACAGAACAGUUUAAAACAAGUUACAGUGACAGUUUUUGUUCUGAAUUGUCGCUCUACUAGUGUACAUAGAAGUCUUUGAUCAACAUGUUUUUUUUUAUAUUUGUGGGUUUGUUUUAGCCAGCUCUUUUAAUGUGAUCAAUAUACUUGAAACUUGUGACUCAUAAGCUCAUAACACAAUUUCUAUCUAUAAUAAUAUUUAGAUUAAUUUGAUAUUCUAUGAAUAAUGAUUUGUUUAAAUAACUCUCCGCUAUAGUCUGAAAUAUUUGUUAAGCAUAUCAGCUAGAGUCGAUAAUUUAAGCGUUUGAUAGAUGUAACUAAGUUACAAUAGGGGCUUGUUAAUUCAUUGUAUAAACAGAUAAUAAAUGUCAAGCUACAAUAUCGUCUCUACUGGCUUAGAAAUGACUGUUGAGCUUUUUGACAAUAAUCACGAGAUGAAUUUUAGUAUUCUAGGGCAUAAGGACAGAAUACUGAUCAAUAUAUAUUUUUACUUUUUAAUUUACAAUAAGGAAUGAGAAUUAUUGUAUUGAGACACAUACAGCCUUCAGUGCUUAUUUGUGAAAUUUACAUUAGUUUUAUCAUGUAAGGGUUAUACUCUCGUUAUUAUUUUAUGUCACAAAUGCGAACAUCACAUUAGUAUUUUUUGGAAUCACAAAAUAAUGAAAUCACAAAAUAAUUUUUAAAAUUAAACUUAAACUAGAUGAUUGUGUGGCCCAUUGUUCACACCGACUACCACGGAUUCCUGAGUAGAGUACCAACUGAUGCCAAAUUGAUGUCACUGAUGAUGUCACACCAGUUGUUGGUUUUCAGUUUGUAUGUGUUUUGUGGGGUUGCCAAUAUAUCAACUAUAGUAUUUUCGAGGCUAUUAUCUCUAAAAUAUAGUAGGUGGUGAAAAAGUAAGAAAUACAUACAGUAUGUUUCAAAUAAAUAUUUUAUUUCUUAAGAGAAUUUUUGUUGACUUUAGCUUUUAUUAACAGUUUUUUGCUAUAGUCACUCCUUUUUAUAAUUUAGUAGCUUUGUCUACUAUUUAUUAAUUGGAAUUGUAUUAUUUUGUCUCCUAAUAAUAUCUAUCUAUACAUAUAAAAAAGGAUAUUUGUAUAUACGAAAUCGCUUAACUCAAAAUCUAUUUGAUCGAUCAUCAUGAAAAUUGGUAUAUAUAUAGAUUUUUUUUCAAUGGAAGUUUAUAUUUAUAAUACAAAAAAAAUAAAAAAUCGGUAUUUUUUAAAAACAAACAAAAAUAUUUAUUUUAUUUUAUUUGCUUUUUUUUGCAAUUUAGCGCGGCAAUUAAUAAAUUAAAUUGCAUGCGCUUAAAUAAAAAACGUUGCUGAACACAACCUAUGAUAUUAACUGGCAGACCAGCCAACGUCUGCCGGGUUAAGCUAGUUCAGUUAGCUUGCCAUUUUAUUUUGUUCCCUAAUAAUGUAGUAGUAUAAAUAAAGUAGAAUUGGCAACCCUACCUUCAUACCAACCAUAUGAUCUUUUCGCGCAUUCACUUUAGUUGGCUUCUAAUUAUUCAAAAGAUAUCGCUGUGAUCCAAAAUCAUUUCAAAACUUGAACAUCACAAAAUUGAUGCUUUAUAAAUCCAAACAUUCCUUGCUUAUGUCAUUGGUGCUAUCAAUUUUUUUAUAUCAUUUAUUGAUACAAAUCUAUUUUAACAUCACAAAAUCCUCGACGGUAUUCUCAUAUAAAUAAAAUCUAGAUUAUUCAAUAUGAAAAAUGUUAUUAUUUAAGAAACAAAUUUGAUAUUAUACUGUAAUAUAAAGAGAUUUUUAUUAAAUAUUUGAGAUUAUUGACAAAGUUUUUUAAGAGUAUUAUAUUCAAUUUGCUUUAUUAUUAUUGAUUAUAUGUACAUUCCACCACACACUAGCCUCGGAUAAUUUUGUAUAUGCUCAAUAAUACUAAAUUUUAAGACGCCGUUAAUUCUCGUGCUGUCUCUAUCACUUUAAGCCAAAGUGACUGUGACACCACGAGACUUAACGACAUCUUAAAAUUGAGGUAGCGUUGACUAAUAGUAACAAAUUUUUUUUUUGUAUUAUUAAAGAAUUAUAUUUCUCCAUUUAUCAAAAUAUUUCAUUGAUAUAACGUAAUGCUGUUCAGUUUGGUAAAAAGCCUUAUGUUAUUACUUCGUAUAACUAAAUGGGCUAUUAUGUAAUACUGCGUAAUUUCUAUGUCAAUGGUUAACAUUAGAAUAUGCGUAAUUAUUCUGAGGCUGUAUUGUUCUUUGCAACUAUUAACAUUUUAAUGAGUGUGCAUUAGUUAAAUAACUUACAUCGUGUUAUAUGUUUGCUAUUCAAUAAGUUACACUUCAAACCUCCACUUUUCCUUAUCUUGCGACUGCUUGGGUUCGAAUCCCGGAGUCAGGAAGUUGGUGGUGUUUCACCCCCGUUCCUCGGAAACCACGUAAAACCAUUGGUCGUGCGCCUGAUCUCCCUCCGGUCGUGUCGGUUUACCGUCCCAUCGGACUAUAAGAGUGAGGGAACAGAGAGUGCACCUGUGCUUGCGCAUACACUUGGGCACUAUAAUCCUGCCCUGUACAGAUGACUAGUCUCCGUUGAUGAGACUGGCCGCCGUGACCGAUAUCCGGUCUGGAGGACAUUUCUAUUAUUAUCUUCCGAAUGGAAAUUUUAUUGACUCUCUUUAAUCAUCAAAUGUUAAAGUAUGCUAAGCUCAAGAAAUAUCUACUUAUUGUAAUGAACUUCGCUCUUGUUACGUAAAACGUGAAUUUAACGCAUUGAAAAUGCGUGAUAUUUCUGUUGUCAUUUUCAUAGUAUAAAAACAAAUAAAGAUUUUAUUUC
Parnassius mnemosyne (clouded apollo) is the source of this 7068-nucleotide messenger RNA. NCBI's taxonomy places the organism in Eukaryota, Metazoa, Arthropoda, Insecta, Lepidoptera, Papilionidae. The record is from the annotation of a GenBank genome assembly.